Molecule: messenger RNA, 2442 nt
Organism: Gilbertella persicaria
Lineage: Eukaryota; Fungi; Mucoromycota; Mucoromycetes; Mucorales; Choanephoraceae
Exons: 4
Coding region: 1-2442 (813 amino acids)
Biological process (GO): positive regulation of rRNA processing; positive regulation of transcription by RNA polymerase I
Cellular component (GO): nucleolus
Molecular function (GO): protein binding; RNA binding
Source: RefSeq, a predicted model, not a curated record
AUGGCAACAGGUGCCGUAGUUAAGGUUAUAUCACAAUCAGCCAGCACAGGCGGACAUAGCAACAAAAUCACUCGGGUGAUGUUGAAUCCCAAAAACCACCUUCAACUCUAUACAGCUAGUUUAGAUGGCACUAUUAAAUUAUGGGAUUACAAUGAUGAUAUUCUAUUAAAGACAUACCAUGUUGAUUUUCCUAUUGAGCAUAUGGUCAUGUCACCCAAACAUACAAACACGGCUUAUAUUGUUGUCAAAUCUACAGAUGUACAUGACAAUUCAAUUGUAUAUUGCUUUUCAUUCGAAUCUAGCCAUAUGCGCCGUAUUUGCUCAGUCAGAGAAUGUACAACCAUCGAUAUCUCGCAGGACGGUGAAUGGCUUGCAUUUGGUGCACGAUUUAAAGUGUAUGUAUGGCCUAUCAACGAGGAAGAAGAAGAUGUAUCCGAGACACAAUUGACACAACACGUCUUUGUUGAACAGGUUACUGUGCUUAAAUUCCACCCUUUUAAGCCUAUGUUGAGUGUAGGUGAUCGUUCUGGCAAGAUCACCCAUUUGACGAAUUAUCCUUCAGAAAAAGACCUGAUUCGGUCUGUAAUUCACUGGCAUCAUAUGCCUGUGCGUUGUCUUACCUUUAUGGCAGACGGCUCUUAUCUAUUAUCUGGUGGUGAGGAAAGUGUGUUGGUCAUUUGGCAGCUAGAGACAGGAUACAAGCAAUUCUUGCCUCGCUUAGGUGGUGGUAUUGCCUCUAUUGCCAUUACACCCAACCAUCGAUUUUAUUGUGUUGGUUUAGAUGACAAUUCAAUCUGUCUUGUCAACAGUGUCACUCAGAGUAUGGAGCAAGUCAUUCAGGGUCUUCAAUAUGCUCAAGCAGACAAUGCAUUAAACCCUCUCUCUACGGGUCUUAUGAUUGAACCUCGUAAUCACCAUGUCGUAUUGAAUGGCGUUCAAGGCAGUCUUCAGUUUUAUGAUGCUGUUGCUGAUAGUCAUGUCAUGGAUCUAGAAGUAGUCCCUAUGAACCGUAUUGUUCGUUCAGGCGAAAAGGAAAUUAUUCAUGCCCAUGUAGCCCAUGUGGCUUUUUUGCGUACAGGUGAAUGGAUGGCCACAGUUGAUAUGCGUGAUGAUAAGAUCACCACACCUGAACUGUUCCUCAAGUUUUGGCGUUGGGAUCCUGAUACCCAGGCCUAUAAGCUCCAUACGCGUGUGGAUUAUCCUCACACGAAACCCAUUCGUUCCCUUGUGUUUAACCCUGUCUCUCGUCAAGGACCUAUGGCUAUCACGACUUCAGACGACAAGACAUUCAAAGUAUGGAACUUGAGUACAGAUCUGGGUCGUCCCUACCACCACCAACAAGGCGAGGCUGCUGCUGCUUGGAUAUGUCGCUCUGUGGGUGUCUAUCGUGACUGUGCACCUCAUGCUGUCAGUUUCUCUGAAGAUGGUAGUAUCUUGGCCGUUGCAUUUGGUCAAGCCAUCACUAUCUGGGACCCUUAUCUCAACUCAAUUCAAGCUGUACUUGCACAACCUAACCCUGAAGCCAUUGAAAAACUCUGCUUUUUAGGCGACACAUGUCCUUAUUUGAUUGUCAAGUCUAGAUCACACUUGUAUGUCUGGAAUAUGUUGACGUGUCAAGUAUGGUGGAGUUACAAGGUAUCAGUAGACCAUCUUACAGUCGACCCGGUUUCAAAUCAGUUUGCUAUUGUUCGUAACCAUGCUCGGUCAAAUCAAGCACGCAUCACGGUAUUUGAUCCCAAGUCACCUAAGCCUAUCGCCUUGCAACAUGUGGAACAUACAUGUCUUGCUGUUGCCUGGCUUUCAAGAGAUAGUAAUGAACAGCCUUUACCCAGCACACUUUUAUGUCUCAACAACAAAUAUGAAUUCGGCUUAUAUGCAGUCAAAUCACGCGAUACACAAAUAAUGGAAGCAGAACAGACACAGCGAGUGUCUCUAUUGGACAACACACCAGAAACAAGUUUACUUGAUGAUAUGUAUGGUAAACGCGAAUCUGAACGCGAAACGGACGAACAAACGCGUAUUCGACUCAAGACAGUUCAAAGUAUGCGUGAAGAAGCCAUGUCAAUCAAUCCUAAGAAAAGACAUGAAGAAGAACAAGAACAAGGUGGUUUAUCUGCACCAAGUCAUGUCUUGCCUGGUGUGGAUGUCUUGUUCGACACAUUCAUGUCUUCUCUUAUGACACUUCGUAUAGAGAACACAGACAAGACUGCUGUUGAAGAUAUGGAAUUAGAUGCAGAAGCACAAUUAGAACAAGAAAUUUCAUUUAUUCAUCAAGAUAAUAUCACACAAUCUGCUCAACAAGACCUUCCUUUAUUAAACCAAUAUUUUGCUCAAGAAUUAGAACAAAACCCUGUAUCAAGUAAAGCAACUACACAAGAUUCUUCUUCUUCUUCAGAUAAUGAUUCUGAAGAGGAAGAAGACCCUUCCAACAUUGAUUGGUAA